GUGGCACUGCGACCGGUAGUUGUUAAGAAUGAAAUCAAUUAUGCCGACGUUUUUCUAUUCGCUUUUUUCUCGCCGCCUGGUUGGAUGGCCUUGCCUUUUUCGCGCCGUCCGGCCUCAUCAGCUUGGCAGAAUGCUUCCCGUGUUCUGCGCAGUUGCAUUGGUUGGUUGCUUCGUGGAUGCUUCGCGAAGCGCCGCGCCUUGCUCACCACUCCAAGGAGAUAGCCCUAACCAGAACAACUACAAACGCGAUGAACAAAGGGGUCUUCAUUACGUUAAGCGAGUGCACCUGAUCUGGUCGCAGGGACUUGGUGACCGCAAAGACAAUUUGCGACCAGGCCGUUUCUUCGACGUCCAGCCGUUGUUGAGGAAACCGUUAGAGACCUUAGCAGAACGCCUCUCGGAAGUUGGAACGAUUGCAACCAGAGAAAGGCUGCUAUCGGAUUCGGAGGAUCCAGAACUUCCAGGUGGAAAUGAAGGAAGCAGUGCAUCAGUAGAUGUGGAGGAUCAACAAACAUCGGGCGUGGAGGAUGAACAAAGGAAGACGAAGACAUCCGAUGUGGAGGAUCACCUCGAGAAGACUCCAACUAUAAUUCGAUCUGUGGGUCUUGAGGAUCCUCAGAAAAGUUUUCAAACAUCUCUGGAAGCGGAUAUUCAGUGCGGCCUAUUCGGGACAGCCGACCCAGUAAAGAUUUUGCCUCCACAUCUUCUCGUCU
Messenger RNA from Amoebophrya sp. A25, 713 nucleotides. NCBI's taxonomy places the organism in Eukaryota, Dinophyceae, Syndiniales, Amoebophryaceae. The record is from the annotation of a GenBank genome assembly.